This is a messenger RNA of Zerene cesonia (dogface butterfly), 4554 nucleotides long. It is a transcript of the gene Tdg, whose product is annotated as atrophin-1. Gene Ontology annotation, cellular component: nucleus. Bases 992 to 4525 code for a protein of 1177 amino acids. Gene Ontology annotation, biological process: base-excision repair, AP site formation. Gene Ontology annotation, molecular function: DNA binding; mismatch base pair DNA N-glycosylase activity. The transcript has 18 exons. The record is from RefSeq and is a predicted model, not a curated record. NCBI's taxonomy places the organism in Eukaryota, Metazoa, Arthropoda, Insecta, Lepidoptera, Pieridae.
AUCACGCGCUCCGGAAAUCCUUGAGCCGUCACCUAAACGCCCGCGUUGUUACGCGGUGGAUUAUUUUGGUCUCCUCGAGCUAAAAUCCAUCUGAAGUUGCGAAACGUCCCUUACAUUCGUUCGCUCUAUCGCAAAGUCGCCAUUCUCUCGGUCGUGCGGCGUCACGGCCUCCGCAUCGUUGCGCCAUUUCGGAACGGCCGGAUCGUCCGCGAGCGCUAGGCGAGGCGAGGACACGGCUAUGUCGCGGUCGCAGGGCGGCAGGGCGCCGCCGUCGAUAGUAAUCUCGCAGCGCGGCGGCCGAGCGUGACUGCUCCGCCUCCGCCUCGUACCGCCGUGCCUGUCUAGUCCUCGUUGUGACCGUGUUCAGUGCAUGAAUGGCAAAUGGACAUUGUCAUAAAUCGUCAGUCGUGUUUACAGUUUUUGUGAAUAUAGAUAGUUUCGCGCCGCCCUUUGUCCAACGGGGGCGGUGGUAGAACGCGGUUCUCAUGCGGUCAGGCUCGCCUGGCGCUCACGAAACGACCGAGUGAAUUAUGGCUAUGUGCAUAUACGUCGUGCAGUACACAUACCUAACGUACGCGCCUACCUAUCUAUACUACAGUGCAGCGAUGAGCGAAGGCUGUAACUACCUACCUACUCAAACAAAGCAUUUUGCUCGCAAAUCUAUACAGCUAGCAUGAACGGCUAGUUUUCGUGUUCUUUGUAAAAUUUCACGUAGCAUCGUUAUCGUGUUUUUGUCGUGGCCAUAAUUUAUGAGUUUCAAAACAUCUGUGCUUGUCAAUUGUCUAAAUUAGUGUGCAUUUUGAGGUUAGGCCGUGAUUUGUGCUAAAUUCGCAAUUUGCGAGGCGAGUGGUUUCUGUAGUGAUUAUAAAAGUGUUUUAGGAUGUUAUUUUAAGACUUUUGUGUUCAUAGUGUGGAAAAAAAUGUGUUUGCUAGGCCAAAACUGUGUCAAUAAGGACAGCACAUAAUCUUUGUGUUUUGAAUCGGCUAUUAAAUGCAGCAAUUCCACAUAAAUUGGGAGGAAGGUGAGGAGAAGCCGAAAGCGGCGGAAAGUCAGGACGAUGGGUACGAGACGAGCAACAGCGGCGAGGCGCGGCGGAAGCCCUCCAGCGCAGAAGGAUCCCCCGCCCCGCCUGCACCACGCUCACCUCCGCCCGAGCCCCCCUUCGAGCCGCUUCUGCAACGACCGUUCCCCUCACCUUACCGGCACUUCGAGCCAGCACCGGCGCCGCCGCCUUCGCACGCCCACGAACAAGAACCGUACCAGCAUUUCCCCUUCCCAAAGUACCCUCAAGACGCUUACGGCUUCAAACGCGAACCGGACGCCCCCUACGACAUGAGCCAGCACCAUCAGCAACACCAAAUGCAGCACCAGUUCGCGAGCGCGAAACGUACCGAAGACUUAUACAAUGGAAUCAAGCAGGAAUGUGAGGACCCCUACUCGUUCGUGGAGGAGGACGCGAUGUGUGCGAUGCUCGGCCAACAGCACCACAUGCCGCCGCAUAUGCAGCACCACGACCACCACCAACACCAGCACCCGCAUAUGCAGAUGCACCCGCAACAGAUGAUGCUCAACCAGCCGAAGAAACGGGGUAGAAAGAAGAAAAUUAAAGAUGAAAAUGGCAUGGAAAUCAAAACGGAAGGACUCGAGGGUGCCCUGAUCCCGAGGCCGGUCAAGGAGAGGAAAAAGCACGACAGAUUCAACGGCAUGAGCGAGGAGGAGGUGUCGAGGCGCACGCUGCCCGACCACCUGGCUGAGAACCUUGACAUCAUCAUUAUCGGAAUAAACCCCGGGCUUUUCGCCGCAUACAAGGGCCACCAUUACGCGGGUCCCGGGAACCACUUUUGGAAGUGUCUGUACCUGUCCGGGUUGACGAGGGAGCAAAUGAGCGCCGAUGAGGAUUAUAAGCUAUUAAACUUCGGCAUCGGCUUCACGAACAUGGUGGCGCGGCCGACGAAAGGCUCGGCGGACCUCACGCGGCGCGAGAUCAAAGAGGGCUCGGCGAUACUGCUGGAGAAGCUGCAGACGUUUCGGCCGAAGGUGGCCGUGUUCAACGGGAAGCUGAUCUACGAGGUGUUCUCCGGCAAGAAGGACUUCUGCUUCGGGAAACAGCCUGAUACAAUAGCGGGCACUAAUACGUACAUGUGGGUGAUGCCGUCGUCGUCGGCGCGCUGCGCGCAGCUGCCGCGCGCCGCCGACAAGGUGCCGUUCUACGCGGCGCUGAAGAAGUUCCGCGACUACCUGAACGGGCUCGUGGCGCACGUGGACGAGGCGGAGCUGGUCUUCCCGGACAACACCAGCCGCCGCCCCCAGGAGGAGAUGGAGAUACGCAGGCUGACGAUGGAGCCGGAGCCGGGGGACACGAUCAUACUGGAGGACGGGACAGAAGUUCCACUCAAGAAGAAAAGAGGCCGGCCGAAGAAGAUAAAGCUGGAAAACGGGGAGACGGCGCCGCCCACGCCGCGGGCGCCGCGCCCCCCGCGCCCCCCGCCCAGCAUGGACCCCAACGGGGAGCAGCCGCCGAAAAAGAAGCGCGGCAGGCCCAAGAAGAUACGCCCGGAGGAGCAGCAGUUUCUGUUGCAACAGCAACAGCAGCAGCAGCAGCAACAACAGCAACAGCAACAGACGAACUCGAUGCUGCAGCCGCAGCUGUCGUCGAUGUCGGCGCUGCCGCACGAGCAGCCGUUCAUGGCGCACGGCGGCGGCGAGUUCCCCGCGCAGAUGCCGUCGCCGCUGCAGCAGGGCAUGCUGUACCACCAGCAGCACCAGCACCAGCAGCAGAUGGCGGACGGCUCGCCCUACUACCAGCCCAAUAACGGCGGCAUGGACUCCCCGCUGGACGUGUCGGGGCUGGGGCUGCCGCGCGCCGGCUACGGGUCGCCGCGCGGCGUGUACGCGUCGCCGCGCUCGCAGCCCUACUCGCCGACGCCGCAGCGCCUCGCCGCCACGCCGCAGCCGCAGCCGCCGCAGCAACAGUUCCCGUCGAGCCCCGCCGCGUUCUCGGCGCCGUCACCACCGCGCGGCUCUUUCGGAUCGCCGGGCGUGGGCGUGGGCGUGCGCGUGGGCGGCGCUUUCGCAGCGCGCUCGCCGCUCUACGCCAGCUCGCCCAGCUACCGCCAGCAGCCGAGCCCGGCGCCGCAGCAGCAGCCGCGGUUCGCGCACGACCAGAUGCAGUACGCGCGCGAGGGCGCGUCGCAGUCGCAGGGCACGCCGUACUCGCAGUCGCCGGUGCCGGCGGUGGGCGUGGGGCUGGGCGGCAGCACGCCGUUCCCGGCGGCGUCGCCGGCGGGCGGCGCGGGCGCGCUGCACUCGUACACGCCGUCGCCGGCGCACACGCCCUACAGCCACCACUCGUCGCCGGCGCCGGCGCCGCUCACGCCCACCUACACGGAGUCGCAUCACUUCGCGCAGGGCGGCGGGUCGAGCGGUGGCGGCGGGGGCGGGGGCGGCGGCUACGGCGGCGAGCUGUCGCACGAGAUCGGCGCGGCCAUCUCGUCGCCCGGCGUGUCGCCCGGCAUCGCCGCGCUCGACUUCGAGCCGCCGCGCGACGACGCCAGCCCCAUGGGCAGCACCGACAUGCACCCCGGCAGCAACUCCAACUCCUCGCUCUCCGACUACAACAAGCAACCCAGCGCGAGCAACGCGGAGGUGUCACCGGGCGGCGUGGGCGUGGGCCCCGGCUCGGUGGGCGGCGGCUCGUUCGGCGCCAUGUACGAGCGCGACGCGAUGCCCUACGCGGACGACAAGCCGCACGACUACCACUAUCCGCAGGAGCAGGGUAACGGCGUGGCUGGCAGCCCGCGGUUAGACCAGCUCCAUCAGCAUCCCUCCAUGUUUCCUAGUAAUUUCAAUAGAUCAACACCUCCAGUAGGUGAAGAAGCGGCAUUCUCACCGAUGGCCUCUACCGCCUUCCGGCCCGCUGAACACCAUCAUCCACCUGGCUCACCGAGCGAGUACGGCGGCGACAGCGGCGCCGGCACGCCCAAGCCGAAGGGCCAGCAGGACGUCUCGGCGAAGUCGCUCUCCGGCCUCGAGUCGCUCGUCGACCAGAUCCCCUCCAUCGCGGAGGGCGGCGCCGGCGCGGUGGGGGGCGGCGGCGUGGGCGGCGCGGGCGUGGGCGUGGGCGCCGGCGCGGGCGGGGGGGACGCGCCCGCGCCCGCCGUGCCCGCGCUGCCGGACUACGCACCGGCGCUCUACCCCCCCUACCCGGCGUACGGCACGCCCGCAUACGGAAACAACGGGUACGGCGGGCCGUUCGUGGGGUACGGCGGCGGGUGGGGCACGCAGCUGAUGCGGCCGGCGCCCGGCUACCUGCCCGACUGGCAGUACGGCUACGCGCCGCCCGGCUACGCGCCCUACAACGCGCCCUACUACAACGGCUACGCGGGCCCGCCCCCCGCGCACCACCAGCAGGCCCACUACCUGUCGGCGAGCCCGCUGCUGGACCUGCACAAGAACGCGGAGCCGCCGGUGUCGGUGCCGGCCGUGCCCUCCGUGCCCUCCGUCGGCUUCGGCGGCUUCUGUUAGUGAAUCUCUGCCCUCUGGUGAUCGCCUCC